This is a messenger RNA of Thermothielavioides terrestris NRRL 8126, 8320 nucleotides long. RefSeq lists its product as uncharacterized. Gene Ontology annotation, biological process: cell morphogenesis. NCBI's taxonomy places the organism in Eukaryota, Fungi, Ascomycota, Sordariomycetes, Sordariales, Chaetomiaceae. Gene Ontology annotation, cellular component: site of polarized growth; cell cortex. The record is from RefSeq and is a predicted model, not a curated record. The transcript has 2 exons. Bases 174 to 8213 code for a protein of 2679 amino acids.
UGGGCGCCCGACCUCAUCGUCCUCCAGCGCCGCGCGAACAGUCCAGACGGGGUGCGCAUGAGUCGUUGCUGUCCGUCUGGCGCCACGACGACGACCGUUCUCUGCAUCGGUGUCCCAGGUUGAGCAGGCAUUGCUUCUGCCGCGCGGGUGAUGCAAGAGGUGACGUGUGGAAAAUGGCUCCGUCCCAGACGACGUUGCCGGACCACGAGCCCCUGAAGUUCUCGCCGCGCGCCGUUUCGCGGCUCGACGAGGAGGAUGAGGAAGACUGGCAGAAGACGAUACGUCCUGUUGCCCUAGGCUCCCGAAGCGUCGCCCACUCGCGCGAGUCGUCCAUCGAGAAGCUCCCGCGUCCCGAUCCCAACUCCCACCUCCCGCCGCCACGGUCCCAUGCGCCAGCCUCUCGAAGCGGUCUCGCCGGCGUGAUUGAGCGGGUCGUCGACCCCAAGGCAUCGUCGUACGGUCACCACAGACAGACAUCCAUCGUCCAUGGGAUCCAGCACUCGAGGAACGGAAGCCUCACCAGCUCGGCCUCCAGCCCGCUCAGCCCGCAAAUGAUCGCCGCUGCGGGCGCCGGCCUCAUGCCGGAUAGGGCCGAGAUGCAACCCUUCCCCCGUCCGGAUAGCGAUGCGUCUGCCGGACCGCGGCCGCCCACUGCCAUGUCAGGAACGACCCUCGCAUCAGUGCCGAAUAUUCCCGAAAGGGCCGCCUCGGCCGCUGCCGGCGAGUUUGGUGGGCGAGGAAAGAUGGAGAGGAGGCAUAGUGGCAAGUCCUCCCGGAGGGACCACGCUCACCACCACUCACACUCGUCACGCCACCACAAAGACGAACAGAAAACCGUGGGGGAGUUUGCGCUACAUGUGCUGUUUACCUCCUUCAUUGCACAGGCAGAGGAGAAGCUGAACGAGUGCAUCACCGUGCCCUUUGACCCAGAGCCUCAGGUAGAGCAAAUAUGCGGUCCCGGCGUGGACCCGGCUUUCGACCAGCUCAUCGUGGCCCUGGGCCACAUUGCGAAGCAGAAACCCAAGCCGCUAAUCGACUCGAUGAUGCUAUGGAGGAAGAGCAAGAGCGACGCCGCCAAUGAGGCUCGGACCCAGCUCCAACAGUCGCGCAUCCACCCCGCUCCCGGAUCGCUGCAAAGACGUCACACAGAACCGAUGCAGCCGGCCGCGGCAGGUUCCGGGCCUGAGCCCCAUGCCGGCGCGCAGAUGUCCCUGGCCGCAAAACAGGAAUACGUCGCGCAGGCGGAGCGCCGCUCGACUGUUUCCAUCUACGUGCUCUGCCGCGUUCUUCUCGAGGUCAUGGCACAGAGCACACUGGCUUCAAUCACGCCCGAGAUGGAAGACAAGCUGGAGAACAUCAUCUUCGGGCAGCUAAAGAUCUCCGAUACCGAGCAACUGAUGGCCUCGCCCCUAAAGCUGUCCAACUGGAAUCUCUUCGCCCAACUCAUGGGCGCCAUGAGCGAGCUCAGCUUUGCCACCGUGACUGAUCGUUUCAUCGUUGAUCUCGACCGCUCGUUGCAAGAGCUGGCUGCCAAGGGCCCGUCAUCCGGGUCCCGCGACAUCGAGAGCAAGAUGGAGCUCGUCCUGGGUGGGAUGAAGCACCUCCGUAUAAAAACGGCGCCGGCAGAAGCCUGGGAUCGAUCCUGUGAGUUCAUGGCCUCGCUGGGCAAGCUCUUCAGCCGGUCCCACGGGCCCAAGGUAAAGUCGGCCUUCUGCCAGGUGUUCGAGCUGCUUGUGCUCCCCAUAGCGGCCCAGGCUACCAACAGCGACAUUGCCCAUCCGAAAUGGAACGAGGUUCUGGCUACGGUCGGGCCCCGGCUGGCCCAGAUGUUUGUGAAGCCUCGGCACUGGCACUACGCCUUCCCUCUGGCGGCCACCAUGCUGUGCGUCUCGCCGCCGGACACCUUUGUUAGUCAGUGGCUGCAGCUGAUCUACCCGCUGCAGCCGCGCCUCAAGGACCGCUUCACCAGGCCGCUCUGUCUGCAGGUCAUUUCCAGGCUGGUGUGGACCUAUCUCUACCGCACGAACGACACUUCCUCGGGCAUGACCCGGAAGCUCGAUGAGGUCUUGAAGAUGAUUCUCCCAAACGCCAAGAGGACCUUGAACGCUACGGAUUCCGCCGUUAUCGAUCCCCUGAUCCAAAUCAUCAGGUUCAUCGGGUACAAGCACCCGGAAUAUUGUUUCCGAACCAUUAUCUUUCCCCUGGUCAAUGCCGAUCUCUUCACCUCCAACAAGGAGCUCAAAAUCGAACAGCUGGACCCGGAUAGGAUGGUGGUCGGGAUCCGGGCAUUCCUCACUAUCGUGUCCGAUUUAGAGAAGGGUGACAAGGGCAGGCCGCCCUUCCCCCAGUCGUAUGGCCCGCCUCCGGUGCCUGAACGUGUGCCCCCGACGUCGCCAGUUUUUGGUUCGUCUCGGGACCCUCCGCCUGUUGCCUGGGCGGCCUUGUCCGGCGGCGAGAGGCUUACAAGGCCGGUCUUGGUCUCCGCGCUCACCGAAAGCGUCCGGGACUAUUACGUCAGGUUCUGUGAGAUUCUGGGCAAGAUUACCAUCAUUUGUGACAACGCGUUUGGCGGCCAGGCUGCCCUGGAUGAGAAGUUCGAUAAGAUGGAGAAAUUCAACAGCCCGGGCCCCAAGACGCCCAUCAGCGAGACGUUCAACUUCUCGCGGAGGGACGACAGCUCCGGCUCUCAUGAUCAGAAGCAAGCCUUCUACGAGUUGCUGCACAUCGCCGUCCAGGCUCUGCCGCGCUGUCUUUCGCCCGACAUUCCGUUCAACACAUUGAUCAAUCUUCUCUGCACCGGGACUGCCCAUGUUCAACCCAACAUUGCAGAGUCGUCCGCACAGUCCCUGAAAGCCAUUGCCCGGCAGUCUCACGCUCACCAGGUUACGAUGGGAUUCGCCCGCUUCAUCUUCAAUUUUGAUGACCGCUAUUCUACUACCAUGUCCGAUGGGGGCAUGCUUGGCCCAGGACAUAUCGAGAAAACGCUGAUGUUGUACAUCGAGCUCCUGCACAUAUGGAUCGAGGAGAUCAAACAGAAGACCCGGAAUGCCGCGGAUGAGAGCAGCGAAUCCAGCGUCGCCGAGAAGAGGGGCAUCCAGCUUGACCUGUCCAGCGUCUGGGCGGAGGUCGACCAGGUGGAGGCGCAUGGCCUGUUCUUCCUCUGCUCUCAAUCUCGGCGGGUCCGCUACUACGCCGUCAGCGUCCUUCGCUUGAUUACUGAAUUUGACGCCGUCCUGAGGAAGCCGAGCGGCCGUGAGAAAGACACGCCGAGACUCAUCGACAUCCUCGAGAACGACUCGAUGCAGGUCAUGAGCUUCAAUGACGAGCAGCUCACCGUGGCGGAACGGAGCCGGCUGCAGCGAGGAAUGCAGAACACCAAUAGCCAAGGAGCCCUGAUUGAGCUCUGCACCAGCGACGUCUCGUACGACACCACGCUGUGGUUCAAGAUCUUCCCCAACUUCAUCCGCAUCGCCUUCGAUAAAUGUCCGUUCGCCAUCACCCUCAGCCGGGACCUCGUUUGCGAGAGAAUCCUCCAGCUCUACAAAGUCAUCACGGUGCUUUCCGAACCGCCACGCGAUCCUCGGGGCCAGUUUUAUGUGGAGCCCAGCAGUGCUCGGAUGGCGGGCAAGACACCAACAACGCACCCCGAGGUUGUCAUUGAGCAGUGGAAGCUGUACCUCGUUUUUGCUUGCACGACCCUUGCGGAUCCCGGUAAUGCCCAGGGCCCAGGGGCGCCCAACGGCGUGCACGGCCGAAAGGGAUCCAAGGCGUCGUCGGCUGCAGAGAAGAUUGGGUCGGCAAGGACGCUCUUCAAGUAUCUGAAUCCCAUGCUCUCCGUCUCCUGCGCCCCGAUCCGGGAGGCGGUGGUGAUCGCCAUGGGCUCUAUCAACAUCCACAUUUAUCGCACGCUGCUCGAGGAACUCCAGGGGCAGGUCUCGCGGUGCAACGACGACGCACGGCAGCGCAUCCAUCAGCGUACCAACAGCAGUCCCCGCCGGAACCGCAAGAUGGACGUGCUGCGGACCGAGAUCACGCAUGUGUACAAGCUUACGUCGCAUUUUUUGAGAGAACCUCAGGUUUACCAGGACGACUGGAUUCUGAACAACUUGGUCGCGUACGCCAAGGAUCUCAAGCUUUUCCUGAUGGACGGCGAGGUCCAGAUGGACUGGGAAUUUCAGAAGCUAAGACGGCACUAUUGCGGCCUUAUGGAGGAGCUCUUCGGCGGCAUCAACCGGACAAAGGAUCCGUCCCGAUGGAUGACGUUUGAAGCUCGGAAAUCGGCAUUCGCCUUGAUGGAGGAAUGGUGCGGCUUCUCUCCCAACCAGCUCCAGAUUCGGCAGAGAGAGGACAACAUGAGACAAUCCGUCAUUGAUCAGAAGACAGCGGGCGAACGAGGGACGGUGUCGGCGGCGAUGGAGAUCGAGAAACGAAACCUGCGCACGGCAGCUCUCAGCGCUAUGGCUGCGCUCUGCGCCGGGCCCAUCAGUGCCACCACCGAGAGCGGCGUAUCUCUACAGUUCGACGUCCGGCGGAUGCUGGCCUGGAUCGAGGCGAUCUUCAACUCGGGUAGCGACCGCAUGAACGUCAUCGGCAGGAGGGCGUUGAAGAACCUGAUCGUGCACAACCAGGAAUUCCCAUACCUGCUCGAGCACUGCAUCUCGAGGUGCUACCUCGCCGAUGCCCCAAAGAUGCUGGAGAGUUACUUCUUCGCCGUGACUGAGGUGCUUCUGGAGCAGCCCGAGUACCCCACACCGUUCUGGAAGCUCCUGGGUCUCUGCCUCUUCAUGCUGGGCAACGACCAGAGCGCCGUCAGGUCCAGGGCCGCUCACCUCUUGAAGGCUCUGGAUGAGAGGCAGCCGCACCCGCGUAGCUCCAAGAUCCAGGACUUCGACAUCAGCAUAUCCGACAAGACCAAGGCCGUCUACAAGCUGGCUCAGUUCGAGAUCUCGAAGCGGUUGGCGAAGCAACACACCGAACUUGCGUUCCACAUCUUCUCCGAGUUCACGUUCUACUUUAAGGAGCAGCAGGCUGCCUCGCAGCGGAACAUCAUCGCCGUCAUCCUUCCGUGGAUCCAGGCGGUCGAGCUCAAGGUUGAUCCCAAUGGGGGGCCGAUCGCGCAAUCGUACGUGCUGCUGGCCAAUCUCCUCGAGAUCACGAUCAAAUCCAGCGCAGCGCUGCACAACGAAGUCCAAGCGCUCUGGCAGGCAUUGGCGACUGGGCCGUAUCCGGGGAACGUGCGGCUCAUCCUGGAUUUCAUCAUGUCUCUGUGUCUGGAGCGGAGAGAGCAGAACUUCGUCGAGUACGCGAAGCAGAUCGUCGUCUUCCUUGCAAGCACGAACAGCACGCCGGGCAGCAGGGUGGUCGAAUUUCUGCUGCUCCAGAUCACGCCCAAGGCCAUGGUGCCCAAUGAGAAGCGCGAAGCUAUCCCGCCGCCACCAGACAUCGCCAUGAUGCCCUACUGCGCGGAUCUCUCGGAGGCCCUCCCUAUAGGCACCAAACAGGCCGGCUUCUCUCUUGGCCAACUCUCGCUCAUCCUCCUCGUAGACCUCAUGGUGGCGCCCGUCAGCCUCACAGCGGACAGCGUCCCGAUCUUGCUGCAAGUCGUCACGGUCCUCUGGGAUCACUACACGCCGCUUGUGCAGGAGCAAGCUCGCGAGAUGCUGGUGCACCUCAUCCACGAGCUCGUCAUCUCCAAGCUGGAUGAUGACACGCCGGCGGCCACCAAGCAGGGGAUCGAGAGCUUGGUGGAUGCCAUCCGUCGCCACGACCGGUCGGUUGUGUGGGGCUACGAGGACAGCAACGGAAAGGUCGGCGGCCACGACAACAAGGUGCCGCCAAGCAUGGAGCAUCUCACAGCCGAGGUCGUCAAGACGUUCGAGCUAACGUUUCCCGGCAUCAAAGACCAAUGGGGCCGGCUCUCGCUCACCUGGGCGACUUCCUGUCCGGUCAGACACCUUGCCUGCCGAUCAUUUCAGAUCUUUCGGUGCAUCCUCACGUCGCUCGACCAGUACAUGCUCGGGGACAUGCUCGCCCGCCUGUCCAACACCAUCGCGGACGAAGACGCCGAGAUCCAGACGUUCUCGAUGGAGAUUCUCACGACGCUCAAGACGCUGAUCGUGAAGCUCGACGCCGACAAGCUGCUGGCGCUCCCUCAGCUUUUCUGGACCACAUGCGCCUGCCUCGAGUCAAUCAACGAAUGCGAAUUCCUCGUGGCGGUGGAGAUGCUGAACGAGUUCCUGAAGAAGCUCGACUUCCAGUCUCCCACCGUGCGACGGCUGCUCUACGACGGACAGCCCUCCAAGUGGGACGGCCCGUUCGAGGGCGUGCAGCCGCUGCUCUACAAGGGCCUGCGGUCGUCGGUGUGCCUGGAACUGACUCUCCAGACGCUCGAGAAGUUCAUCCCGCUGCCCAGCGACGCGCUCGUCGGCGACGACAGCCGAUUCUUUUUCACGGUGAUUGCCAACUUACCCCGAUUCCUGCACGCCCGCGACCAGCAGCAGUUCCUCGACCGCGGCGUCGUGCAGACGGCGGAGACGCUCAUGGCGGCGGCCGACGAGUUGGGCAUGACGGGCAUGGCGGUCGUCUUGGACGACUACCUCGCCUCCAAGCAUUCGUCCGAGAACGAGUUCGUGGCGCACAUGUUUGCGGCGCUGCGGGAGCGUUUCCUGCCCGCGCUGGACCUGCCCAUGGUCACCAUGCUGAUGGGGUUCCUCACGAACGCGACCUCGUGGGUCAAGAUCAAGACGAUGCGGAUCCUGCGGGUGAUCUUGCCCGAGGUGGACAUGAAGAAGCCCGAGAUUGCCAGCCACGGCUCGGACAUGAUCUCGCCGCUCCUGCGGCUGCUGCAGACCGAGUACUGCAUGGAGGCGCUGGAAGUGCUGGACAACAUCAUGACCAUGUCCGGGUCCUCGAUGGACAAGCACCACCUGCGCAUGAGCAUGACGCGGCCGACGUCGAAGGCGGUGCGCAAGGAGUACGAACGGACGCAGAGCCUGUUUGGCAUCCCGGAGGCGUCGGGGUGGGCGAUUCCGAUGCCGGCGCGCAAGACGGACUCGACGCGCGCCAACAUCCACGCGGCCUUCUACAUGUGCCAGAGCGACGAGGGCGUGGUGGCGCAGCCGACCAUGACGCCCGAGGUCGAGUUCCACACGGACGACUUCCCGUACGGAUACUUCCCCGGCCCGUCGGACCGCGCGGACACCAUGGUGUCGGACGACGGACGGGCCCUCGACAUGCACAUGGGGGAUUUGUUCUCGAAGCUGGACAGCCUGGAUGACUUCUUCGACGACCUGUCGACGAGCGCGCCCAGCGACGGGCGGUCGUCGCGGACCGUGACCGAGUUCUCGCCCGACACGUUCGAGUCCGGCGCUCAGCUGUACGACGAGCAGAUCUUGCCCAUCCUGCACCAGGCGUCCAGCAACAGCAGCAUGUCCUUCCAGAACGGCUUCGCGGACAAGCCCGUCUUCCCGGGGCGCGAGGGAGGAGGCGGACCACCCACCAACACGAUGAACCCCGGCGCCUUCACGCCCGGCCACCACAGCAACGCUCCCUCCACCGCCACAAAAGUAACAAGCAUCACGCCGCCCAACCGCCCGGGCCUCCACGCGCGCUCCGUCACGUCGCCGUCGGCGCCGGCGUCGCACCACGCGCAGCAGCUCGCGCCCGCAUCCGGCGACCUGGCCUCGGACGACGAGUCCUUCCCCGAGGACGUCUUCUCGGACGGCGACGACGACCGGCCCCUCACGGCCACGGCCAACGGCGGCGGCGGCGGCGGGUCCUUCUUCCUCGAGAAUGUCGUCCGCCCCCUCGCGUACCGCCGGUCCAAGGUGCGCCGGAUGGCGAGCGGGCGGUCCCACGACGGCGGCUUCUUGUUCCACACGCCUGUCCCUGCUGCCCCGCCUCCCCCUCCUCUUCCUGGCUCUUCUGCCGCCGCCGCUGCUGCUGCUGCUGCUGGCGGCGCUGGUGGGGCUGGGGCCAGUGCAGGUGGUGCUGGGACUGGUGCUGGAACUGGCGCUGGGGCUGGGGCUGGUGCUGGCGCGGGUCCGGCUGGCUCGCUGGCGACGCCGGUGUCGCCGCAGCAGACGGGGGUUCCUGUGCUGCCCAAGGCGCCGCCGGGACCGUUCCUGGUGCUACAGGGCCCGCCGGGCCCGGGCGGUGGGAAAGGGCAGUACCAGGGGCAGGGACAGGGACAGGUGUCGCAGACUACGGGCUGAUGAUUUGGUUUUGAUCUAACUACGCGAUAUGUUUCUAUGGAUUUUAUGAGAUAUUAGGAGAGAAGGGAGGAGGUGGUGGGACUGGGCUUCGUUGGGGGUUCAUCUGG